Messenger RNA from Fonsecaea multimorphosa CBS 102226, 2349 nucleotides. RefSeq lists its product as uncharacterized. The coding region runs from base 1 to 2349 and encodes 782 amino acids. The transcript has a single exon. The record is from RefSeq and is a predicted model, not a curated record. NCBI's taxonomy places the organism in Eukaryota, Fungi, Ascomycota, Eurotiomycetes, Chaetothyriales, Herpotrichiellaceae.
AUGGCUUCGACUUCCCCGCCUCCGCCCAGGCGAUUCAACCCCGAGCCCGUCGAGACCGCUGUCAGAAGUUCAAGAUCAGCUCGCAACCAGUCAGACCACCCCUCGUCCACACCUCCUACAAACCAGUCAUCUUUAAAUCCCGCAGACCUCAUGCCUCCUCCUCAGACCAAACCUCGCAGGUUCUCGCCUCAGCCGGUGGAGGAGACAUUCAGGAGCUCUAGGAAGAAGAACAUCGCGGACGGUUUAGAAGACUCGACAACGGCCAACAGGGUUGGUGGUGGUGGUCCUACAAAUGAAUCCAAUAUAAACGUCGUCUCGUCGUCGAACGAUCCUGCCUCCCUUCCCGGCGUACACAGCAGCGGUGCCUCCGCAAGACCCAGACGGUUUGCACCUGAACCUGUAGAAACGAGUGCUCGAUCCUCGAGACGGAAAUUCACCCCGGAGCCUGUUGAGACAAGUGCGAGGAGCAGCAAGGACAGAGACAACACCCAAGAAGAAGAGAAGACGCCUAAACCCCGAAGAAGAUUUGCCCCAGAACCGGUGGAGACGACGGCAAGGAGCUCCAAGGAAAAGAAACCUCGGGACGCAGAAGAGACGUCGUCGAGCCGUCCUCGCCGAAAGUUCGCCCCGGAGCCAAUCGAGACCAGCACAACCACCAGAAGAAGACGGGACCCUGGUCCUGAGGACUUGGACGACGAGCCUCCCAAAACCGGUGACUCCACUACUUCCAGUAGAGCUUCGUCUGGACCCCGCAAGUUCUCUCCAGAACUAAUAGAGACUGCCAAAGGCUCCUAUCGACGUGUCCACCUCCCUACUCCCGAAAGUAGACCAUCACCCCCACCGAGUCAACGCGAGCCCUCUCCCUGCCCGGAAGAGGAGCCAGAAGACGUCUCUGGGGUUGGAGAAUCGCGCUUCUCAGCAGCGGCCCUGGCCAGAAAGAACCCUGAGGCCUUACGCCAGCAUUCAUUCGCUGUUCCUGAUCUGCCCAUAAUAGAGUCGGCGACGUCAGAAGAUGAAGGCUCCGAGACACCCUCGUUGAGCGACUCUCCUUCGUCCGUGGAAUCACUUGUCAAGAGAGCACCACCUAGUGCAAAGGACAGUUAUACUGAAUAUGUCCUACGCUUGGCUGCCGAGACGGUGAGCGAGAAGGAAUUAGAAGAGCAGGCAAUGGCCGCUUAUAUCAAUGAACGGCCGCACGAGCCCGUGGAUCACUUUGCCAUCUCCCGCGAGGAUGAAGAAGAUGGUCCUUUACCGGUGCCAAUGUUUCAAGGUGAAAAGGGAGCCGAUGCCCGCACCUUUCGACGGUCGUCGGCGGCAGAGCUGAAUUUGGAGAUGGAGAAUAUGCGAAAGCAUCACCAGCAGCUGGAAGCGGCGAAACGCGAGCUCAAAGCUGAUACAGCCGGGCAGAGCCGGUUCAGUGCUGCUGCGUUGGCGACCCGGCAUGCACUGGAGUCAAAAGGCCUGAAGAAGACGAAGAAACCUAGAGCAGAGGAGGAAGACUCAGAACUGGCUCGUAUGAGGGCUGCUGCGUCACCUCCAAUGCUGGGCAGCGACCUCGUCUUCCCGUUCACCAUCUCCCCGAAAAUGACACGCUGCGAUCCUGAUCAACCUCCAAGACCUAGAAGUGCAGAAAGUGACGAUGAGUCGACGGAACCGACUAGUCCUGAUCUUUGGAGACCACACAAGAAGCAUGAGAACAAUGCUGGAGAGGGGCUGUGGAUGGGCAUGUGUCAAGCCGGGCUGUGGCAGCCUCAGAGUCCACAGAACGGCCUGCGCAGUGGCAUUCAGACACCUUCACCUGCAACUCCAGCAAGGGAAAGAAACAACCCAUUUGAAGCCAGCACGCCUGGCCGAGGAUAUCAGACUCCUGGACGGCGCCAGCAACACUUCUCGGGUCUAGGCUUUCUUCCAUUAACUCCUCCGCGCAGUCAAGACGGCGACGACCCGUUUACUAGCACCAUCGACAAAAAGCUGCGGAUCGAGGAACAAAUCGAGGACGAAUUUCCCAACCGUGUGAUCACCCAAAUAUACAACUACCUGAGCCUGGGGUACCCCAGCCUCGCACACAUGUUUGAUGAAGAGCUCAGCAAGAUUUCUCGCAUUCCUAUAGAAGAACUGCGCAAAGACGAUAACAACGUGGACGCCAAAGGGUACGUGGGUGCGCCGGAAGGCGAUGGCUGGGACGAGGCCGAAGUCAUCGGCAAAUGCAAACGGUGGGAGGCGUUGAGGCUAUACGUGAGGGAAUGGGCCCGGCAGAGUCCGAAUUUCGCGGAUGGUCGAAGGCGCGCAUGUUUGGGCGCGGACGAGGACUGGGGCGCAAGGGUAAGGAAGGGGAGCUGGGCUCAUUAG